AUGGCAUCAAUCUCUGAGGCUGUUUCAAAUCCCCUUCAUUCUUCCAUGGAUGACGCCCAUACUGUUACCACGCCGCGUGAGGCACUGGCGAAGACCUUUGACUGGAGCUUUGUACCUAACUGCAAUGACGGAGGGUUUACGUUCUGGUCUAAACAUUGCGUGCCCGUGUUGUCCUCACUGCUGCGUAAUGUUGGAUCUUAUACCGAAGAGCAGCAAAAAUCUCAUUUAGCGUUCCUAGAGAACUAUAUUAUUCCGCACAUGGGUCCUCCCCCAGAUAAAACAUAUCCCAGAUCGCUCCUUACCCCCAAUGGCGCGCUAUUUGAAGCCAGUAUCAACUUCAACAAUUCUGGGAAGGCAUGUGCACGAUUUACUUUUGAGCCUGUGAUGCCAGAAAGGGGGAGUCUCGCCGACACGCCAAUCCCCAGAAUCGCCGAGGCCGUGAAGGCAGACAUGCGUUGGUUUAAACAGUUCUCGGCAGAGUAUUUCCCAUCAGAAGAGGAGAGGGUGGUUAUUAAGGGCAAGAUGCCACCGGAUACCGCGCGAAUACCGCGAUGCUUCCUCGCUUUUGAUCUCGAUGGUAGAAAUAUAUCGAUGAAAGCUUAUUUCUCCCCCAUGAUGAAGCACAUGGCCACCGGCCUGGAUUCUGAUGAAGCCACCGUUAAUCUUCUCAAGCGGCUUGAUCCCUUUGGAGAAUCAUUCGUACCGGCUCUCAAUUUCAUCGAGAAGUACCAGUCAAUUUGCCAACACCCUCCUCUGGUUCAAGUCGUCGGUAUUGAUUGCACGGACCCUGGUAUCCGCGCGAGGGUAAAGGUCUACUCGAAUCCUCGCGAUAGCUCCUUCGAUGCAGUUUACGAACAUGUUACUUUUGGCGGAAGGCGUACCGACAAGGCCACGCUUGAAGGCUUAUCAGUCCUACGUGAACUGUGGCACUUGCUAAUUAACGAGCCCGAGGGACACGCAGACACUUCAUUUCCCAAGCCAGUGCUUGAUCCAAAUGACGGGCAUCGAGGCGUGUGCUGUAGCUGGGAGCUGCAGCCUGGUCAGGAAAUCCCAGAGGUAAAAGUCUACGUUGCUUUAUUCCAAUACUUCUUGGGAGAUUGA
Molecule: messenger RNA, 1101 nt
Organism: Blastomyces gilchristii SLH14081
Lineage: Eukaryota; Fungi; Ascomycota; Eurotiomycetes; Onygenales; Ajellomycetaceae
Product: TdiB protein
Exons: 2
Coding region: 1-1101 (366 amino acids)
Biological process (GO): alkaloid metabolic process
Molecular function (GO): transferase activity, transferring alkyl or aryl (other than methyl) groups
Source: RefSeq, a predicted model, not a curated record